AUGAAGAAGUUUUCUCGGAUGCCCAAGUCCGAGGGCAGCGGCGGCGGCGGGACGGCCUGUGUCGGCUCGGGCGGCGGCGGCGGCGGGGGGAGCGGCGUCGCCUUGGGCAAGGUGCUCGCUGUCGGGCGCUACCAGGUCACCCCCGAGGAGCUGCUGGCGGAAGGUGGCUUCUCAACUGUGUUUCUGGUACGUACCCAUGGUGGGAUACGUUGUGCACUGAAACGAAUGUAUGUUAACAAUGUGCCGGAUCUCAACAUAUGCAAGAGAGAAAUUACAAUUAUGAAAGAGUUAUCUGGGCACAAGAAUAUUGUGAGCUAUUUGGAUUGCGCUGUUAACUCUAUAAGUGAUAACGUUUGGGAGGUACUCAUUCUCAUGGAGUAUUGUCGAGCUGGGCAAGUUGUGAAUCAGAUGAAUCAGCGUCUGCAGACAGGCUUUACUGAGUCAGAAGUAAUGAGAAUAUUUUGUGAUACCUGUGAAGCUGUUGCCCGGUUGCAUCAGUGCAAAACACCUAUAGUUCACCGGGAUCUAAAGGUGGAGAAUAUAUUGUUAAACGAUAGCGGGAACUAUGUUCUCUGUGAUUUUGGCAGUGCCACUAACAAAUAUCUUAAUCCUCAAAAAGAUGGUGUUAAUGUGGUUGAAGAAGAAAUUAAAAAGUAUACAACACUAUCAUACAGAGCUCCUGAAAUGAUCAAUCUUUAUGGAGGAAAACCAAUUACUACCAAGGCAGAUAUCUGGGCACUUGGCUGCUUGCUGUAUAAACUUUGUUUCUUUUCACUUCCCUUUGGAGAAAGUCAAGUUGCUAUUUGCGAUGGAAGCUUUACCAUUCCGGACAAUUCCCGAUACUCUCAGAGUAUACACUGUUUGAUAAGAUAUAUGCUUGAACCUGAUCAAGAACAGAGACCUGAUAUCUUUCAAGUAUCUUACUUUGCCUUUAAACUUGCCAAAAAGGAUUGUCCAGUGUCUAAUAUUAAUAAUUCUCCUGUCCCUUCAACUCUUCCUGAGCCCAUGACAGCUAGUGAGGCAGCUGCUAGAAAAAGCCAAAUAAAAGCAAGAAUAACAGAUACUGUUGGACCAACAGAAACCUCAAUUGCACCGCGACAAAGACCAAAGGCCAAUUCAAGCACUGCCACUUCUAGUGUGCUGACGAUCCAGAGCUCAGCAACUCCAGUCAAAGUACAAGUUCCCGGUGAAUUUGGUAAUCGUGGGCAAAAAGGAACCACGCGAGCAGGGAAUGGACAAGAAAUCUUACAGUCCCAAGGGACCAACCAGCAUCCCCCCCAGCAAAACAGAGUUCUCCAGCAGCUGCAGCAGGGGGACUGGAGACUACAGCAGCUACACCAUUUACAUCACCAGCAGCAGCAACCUACGAUUCAGGAUGCUUACAUUCAGCAGGUACAAGUAAAAUCUGUUACAGAAGUUUCUAAGAGACAUCACUGGGGCUAUCAUGACUUCUUAAAGCGAUUUUCUUCUUUGCAACUAUAGUAUCAACAAGCAAUGCACCAGCAGAUGGUCCAACAGCAGCUGUUGAUGCAGUCUGUGUACCAGCAGCAACCUUCCCAAUCUCAGUAUCCCGCUAUGUUGCAGCAAUAUCAGCAGGCUCUCCUACAGCAGCAGAUGCUUGCUCAGCAGCAACAGCGGUCGCAACAGGGGCAGUCUCCUGAAUAUAUCACUUCUCCACAAGACUUCUCACCAGCCUUAAUCUCCUACCCUGGGUCACUUCCAGUGCAUGCUGGAACAGCGGUAGAUUCUCCCUACCCUGCAAGCAGGUCAGGUAUUCCUGAUACUGAAGCAAUUGCGAGUUAUCCAAAGCAGAGCAUCAAUAACCCACCUGAUAUGUCAGGCUGGAACCCAUUUGGAGAGGACAAUUUUUCCAAGUUGACAGAGGAGGAGCUGCUGGACAGAGAAUUUGACCUGCUAAGAUCAAACAGGCUGGUGGACAGGAGAGCAUCUACAGAUAAGAAUGUGGAGCCGCAUUCUGCUCCACAGAAAAAUCCUCCUGAAGAUCCGUUUGGUUCUGUUCCUUUCAUUUCUCACCCAGGUUCCCCUGGAAAACAAGCGGGUAACUCAGCCAGCAAUCAAGGAAAUAACUUAGGGACCCCAACCAAGGCUGGAAAACUGAGCCAUGCUUUUAGAGAUCCCCGGCCAGGGAGGAAAACUGCAGAGGGACAAGUGACAAAAGGUGGUGAUGAGUCAGAGAGUGAUUUUGAAUCUGAUCCUCCUUCUCCCAAGAGCAGUGAGGAAGAAGAAGAACAGGAGGAUGAAGAAGUCUUGCAAGGAGAGAAUGGAGACUUCAAUGAUGACAAUGAUACAGAACCAGAGAAUUUAGGCCACCGACCUCUCCUCAUGGACUCUGAGGAAGAGGUGGAGGAAGAGGAGGAAGAGAAGCUAAGUUCUGACUCUGAUUCUGAUCGUACCAAGCAAAAAUCUGUGGAAGGGCUCCUGAGCAGUAGGUUCAGAGACAGUGUGGGCAGCGGUGAAAUCAAAGAACCCAGUUCAAUGCAUACGUCCUUGUCUGAGGUGUCAAGUACUAUAGUCAAGGUGAACGCUGGCCAAGAAUUUGAUGUUUUUGGGGCGGUGCCAUUUUUUACUCUGCAGCCUCAGGCAAGAGAGAAGGUGGACAAAGGUGUCUCUUCUCCGACAGCUUUUCCCAGCCUGAACCAAGAGCAGGAUGACUUUGAUGUUUUCACAAAAGCCCCCUUCAGCAGAAAGGUGUCUCAGCAAGACGGCCAGGCGGCAGGAGCUGAGCCUCUGUGCUCCUCCACCUCUCCACGGAGCGUCGAUAUUUUUGGAUGCACCCCAUUUCAGCCUUCCCUUCUGCCCAAGACCAGUGGGAGUAGAGAGGACCUGUUUGGGCUAGUUCCUUUUGAAGAGAUCACAGGGAGUCAACAGCAGCAGAAGGUGAAGCAGCAACGUAACUUGCAGAAACUUUCUUCUCGCCAAAGGCGCAUGAAGCAGGAGGUCUCAAAGAACAAUGGAAAGCGCCACCACGGCACCCCGACCACCACGAAGAAGGCGUUGAAACCGAGCUUCCGCACCCCGGAGAGAGCCCGCAGGCACAAGAAAGCAGGCCGCAGGGACUCGCAGAGCAGCAACGAGUUCCUGACUAUCUCGGACUCCAAAGAAAACAUAAGCGUUGCGUUGACUGACAGCAAAGAUCGAACCAACCCCCUGCAGACAGACGAGAGUCUGCUGGAUCCUUUCGGAGCCAAACCCUUCCACCCACCCGACUUGAUGCGGCAUUCCCAGCAUCAAGGGUUUGGUGACAACCGCGGGGAUCACGGCACAGUAGUAGUGGCUGGUAGACCUAGGCAGAGCUCCUUGCACGGAGCCAUUCACGGCAGUGACGGGCUGAAAACAGAUGACUUUGGUGCGGUGCCCUUCACUGAACUGGUUGUGCAGAGGGCGCAGAGCCAGCAGCAACAGGCGCUAGAGUUAGACCCCUUUGGAGCAGCUCCGUUUCCUUCCAAACAGUAAAUGCUUCCGAUGGGUUCCCCCCCUCCACCUCUCGGAGUUACUUAAUAGAGGUUUUAAUUAGUGGAGUAAUUUAUCUGGUUGAAUUGACAGGGACGUGGGUUGUACAGUUUCUUCAAGUUCAAGAAGGCAUGGCUGGCUUGCACGAUGAAAUUCAGAAUGAUGUCAAAUUUUUAUUGGGAUUUUUUUGAGAAAAAGAGAAAAAACAAACCAGGAGCAGCAUUUUGUUAUGACAGAUGGCUCCCAGAAUGAAAAGAGAAAUCAGAUAUGAAUUGUUGUCUGUUGCUGACUUUGGGCCCUGGAACAUAUUGUCAUUCUGCGCUUUGGCGUUGCCUUUCCAGCCCUCUGCGGUGUGCUGAGAUGGAGGGAGGGGGACGGGCAGAGAUCAUGUGAAAAACAUUUCCCAUGCGUACAGGUAGGCUGAUGGAGCCAUGGUGGUUCUUCGUGUCUCAGUCGCAGUAGACCUGAGAACCAAAAUGUACUAAUAUCCGGAUUUAUCUGCUGGAAAUAGUCAAGUCUUUGCUUUCUAGGUGAAAACUACCUUUAUUAAUCGUAAAAAUAAAGAAGCUGAGUCCUCAAGGGGCUGUGGCCCAGAAUUCCAGAGCACAUCUAUGGCUUGGGACCUGGUAGACAUCUAUGCAGCUGCAAAGAUGAAAGGUGGAUAAUUUUUUUGUGUGCCUAAACAUUCAUUUGAUUUUUUUUUUUACAGUAAGUGCCAUUAAUGUAAAAUAGCAAACUGGAACUUUAGAAUUAAAACUAAAGAUACAGAGAAUAUAAUGGUUUGCGAGACAAAAAGCCUGAAUGUAGGGCAGUAAACCAGCAGGGAUGCAGCCAGUGUUUGCAGCACUUUGAAGACUACUCGGCACGCUGGGAAGAGAGGCUGGUUUACAUGAGGAAAUCAUUUGGCACAUAUGGAGUAUUUCAGAUGACUUGUACGGUUGACUGUGAGAUGCAACCAUCAGAUGUAUUUGAUUACAAGUUGGGAUUUGUGUCUGAAAAUACCUUUUCUUUUCCUCUUGGAUUUUUAUUGCAAAGAAAACGUGUAUUCUUUCAAACCUGUUGGUUUUUAAACCCAUGAUAGUUGUAUGAAAUGACUGUAACCUAAUGUUCUUUUACGUUGUCAUGAAUCUAUUAUUGUACUUAAGUGUAUUUUCUAAGAAAGUUUCGCUAAAUGCACUGAGCUUUGAAGAAACUUCUCUGAACCUGGAUUUGUUUCAGAACAGAAGCAGUAAGCAGCAGUAGCUUGCAGAAGCUGAUCGCUACUGUACCAGUAAACUGCAUUUCACACCGCGAAGCCUUACAGGCAGGACUCCUGUCCUGCUGCACAGUACCUCCGAGACGUUGGGUGCACGAGACGUGGCUAAAACCUUGGCAGCAUGCAGUGCCCGUAGGUGAUGGGAAGGUGAUGUGAACAGGCUCAUCGAGGACAAGAUUUCAUUUCUGUGUUGUAGAAGUAGGUGCUGUGUGUAGGCGGGACAGCUUCUCUGCUGCCUCGCAACGUGUGCCAAGCCAUGUAUACCGUCUGCAGAGCGAGUACGACUCGGGACGGUCCGAUUUGUCUGCCUUUCUUCCAUGGCAGUCCUAAAGAGGAGGUGGAAGGAGGUAGUCCCUCUGCUUGUCUCAAUUUUAUAUCCUGCUCUGCUGAAUGCUGAUGAGUAGAUAAUUGGAAGUUUAUAUAUGGAGGACAUAAGCGUUUGUGGUUCUGUGUCCCCCCUUUCACAGGAGGUAAAGUGGAAUAUUUAGGGUUGUGCAUAUUUCUUCCAAGUCUCCUGCUGGUUAUACAGUCGUCCUGAGAUCUGUGAGGCUGGGGGGUCGAUCCCUUACAACAUUUGUUGAAAACAACACAUGAAAAACAGGUUGCUUGACUCCUUUGGGGUUGGCUUGAUAAAACGCUCCCUCGGAUUCCUUCCCCUAGUCCUGGAAUUAGAAAGUAGCUCAUGCGUAUCUGUACAUCUUCAUUACCUUUAUCUUCCUCAUUCUCAUUUUUCUCACAGGGUGAAGGCGAGCUAUUACAGCUGUGUGUGGUUGAGUAUGCCUUUUUCAGGCUUAGAAAUUAAGCUCUUAGGAGGUUAUGAGUAGAAAUGUUUCAACUGUAUUUGCACAGGAGUUUCUUAGGCUUUAUUACUACUGUUCUUACCUGGGGUUUUGGUGCCAAAGGCUGUAAGAAGCAGAUGCCAAGUUUUGUAGCAUUUUCUGAUACUCAGGUUAACUGUCUUUUUUUUUUCCUUUUCCCUCUGCGUGUGCUUAUGAGCUGCCUUCCUGCGGUCUCCUUCUGAACUGUUACUUAGCUGCCUAAAGAGCUGUUGGAACAGCAUGCUAUGACAAAUGGGGCAGGUGGGUGGAAACAAAACGAGAAUAAAACAACAGGCAACUGACCCAUGGUCCUAAACGUGGCUCGUCCUCACCGAAGCCACGCAGCCGCUGCUUGCCCUGGUGGAAAAGCAACUUCGGGGCUUGCUCGGCCGUUUGGUGCUGGAGGAAAGGGUUAACAACACACAGGGGAGUGGGGCUUAUCUCUGCUGCCUGCAAGGAGAGGUGGUUUGCUGAGGGAAAAGGCUGUGCCUGGGCAGACUUCGUGUGGGCCUAAAUACUGAGGUAAACUAAGAGCAGAAGGAAGCGUAUUUGGUUUUUGUCUGUUUACCCUGAGACUUCAGGCUGAGCAGCGCCUCAGGCGUUCCGUGCGUGGCGGGUUGGUUUGUUUUGUGGCAGAGGGUCCGUAAGCUGUUAUUCUGCAGUACAGGAAAGCUGAAGUGAGGUUGUACGCAGAAACUGAGAGAGGAGAUAAAAGCAAACCGUAAACCCAAGUUACUCUCAAACUGGCAUAAUGCCUCUGGCUGCAUACGAGUUACGGCCGAUGAUGCUUGCUUUCUAAUGGCCUUAAUAAACCUUGUUCUUCGUAUUCUAGUUAUGAAACAGGUUUUUGCAUAAAUGUAACUUUUGUUCCUAGAGUUAAAAUUAUUUUAUCCUUUCUUGUGACUGAAAAGAGAUUAGUAUGCCUCGCUAAGUUGACUUUGUGUGGUGUAUUUUGUUUAUACACAACUAAACCCAAGUUUGGGUUUAAUUUCAGCUAAGAUCCACUAUUCAACAGAGACGAGAUGUGGUACUAUCGGGGAACGCGAUAUCCUUUUGCCUUUAUUUGGGGUGUGUGUGUGCUCAUGUGUGUGCUUGCCAUGGAGUGCAUCGUGACCUUACCUGAAAUAAGGGAGAGACCUUGCUGCACUAGACAUGUACCAUACUGUCUGUGAAGACAAUAAUGGCAAGGUAAGGGGCUGACACGGCCCUUCCAACCAAAAAUACCGAUUGAUUUUUUACAGCUUUUAUUUCAGCACAUUGAAUGACUGAACCACAGGCCUUUUAGAAACAGCUGCUUGAGAGAGAGAUUCUGUCAAGAGGUACUAGGAAGCCCUUAAUGGUUGCGGUCAUUGAAAGAAAAAUAAGAGAGCCGUGUUUCUCUGCGGACUCUCAAAUGGGCCUGAGAUGCGCGCGGUUGCUUUGGCUGACCUGCGUAACGCGGGACCUGUCAAUACCAGCCUUGGAGGAAAUAACUUCUAAUCAUUCUGGAUGUCCCAGUUAGUAAAACCAAGUACUGUGAAAAUAAGUUGAUGUAUUUGCUACUGUGAGAAUAAGAGUUUAUCUGGAGUUUUUUUUAUACUAUAUCGUGUAUUUUUAUAUAUGAAAAGUAUAUAUAAAAUAUACACAUGCUCGCACACAUCAUGUAUGUCUUGGAGUUGCUGUGGUUUUAGUAACACAGCAGCCACAAUCACUUCCGUGUGACUUGAGAGAGUGAAUAUGAGUGAAAGCUGCGAAAGAAAAAAAAGUGCAAAGGGUGGCUGCUGCGUUACUUCGGUGUGUAGUACUUAGUUCGAAAGGAAAAUCAAGGAAAUUAUGUGUAUAGCUAAAUCUGUGACUAAGGUAUCACCUAAUAUUAAAGAGCAUAAAAACUAUUUUAAAAUUGCUGGCAUUCAGCUUUUAAGUGCACUUUCCUGAACUACACUUCCAUUUCUUGUUACACUUCAAGUUUCUAAAGCUUUUUUGUGUACCACUAAACAGAGAACUUUAACUUUUUUGUGAAACUGAUGUACAUCAUAAAAUACUUGCAGUUGUUAAAUAAACCAACGUGAUAACAGUGA
Gavia stellata (red-throated loon) is the source of this 7601-nucleotide messenger RNA. RefSeq names its product BMP2 inducible kinase (gene BMP2K). The record is from RefSeq and is a predicted model, not a curated record. Gene Ontology annotation, biological process: protein phosphorylation. NCBI's taxonomy places the organism in Eukaryota, Metazoa, Chordata, Aves, Gaviiformes, Gaviidae. Gene Ontology annotation, molecular function: ATP binding; protein kinase activity. The transcript is spliced from 17 exons.